This is a messenger RNA of Pseudonaja textilis, 2830 nucleotides long. It is a transcript of the gene SACM1L, whose product is annotated as SAC1 like phosphatidylinositide phosphatase. Gene Ontology annotation, molecular function: phosphatidylinositol-4-phosphate phosphatase activity. NCBI's taxonomy places the organism in Eukaryota, Metazoa, Chordata, Lepidosauria, Squamata, Elapidae. Gene Ontology annotation, cellular component: endoplasmic reticulum. Gene Ontology annotation, biological process: phosphatidylinositol dephosphorylation. The record is from RefSeq and is a predicted model, not a curated record.
UGGAAUGCUUUCUCAUUAAGUUUGUCCUAAGUGGUGUACCGUCUUGAAGGCCCAGGUGCGCCUGCCAAGUGAACGGGAAGUAAGGAAGGAAUUCUAAGUAGAAAGCAGAUACAGCCCGAUCGGAACUGCGCGGCGGACGAAGGAGCAAAUGGGAACUAAGGUGGUAGCCGCCGCGGCAGCCGCCGCCUACGAGGAGCUGAAGCUACACAUAACACCAGAGAAAUUUUAUGUGGAAGCUUGCGAUGAUGGAGCAGAUGAUGUACUUACAAUUGACAAAGUGUCCACAGAAAUUACUCUUACAGUUAAAAAAGAUGUUCCACCUUCAGCUAUUACCAGGCAAAUAUGUGGUAUUUUGGGAACAAUCCGUCUAGUAGCAGGCACAUACCUUAUUGUAAUAACAAGAAAAAGAAAAGUAGGUGAAUUUUUCAAUCAUGUAGUCUGGAAAGCAAUUGAUUUUGACAUCCUCUCUUACAAAAAGACAAUGCUACAUUUAACUGAUAUUCAGUUACAGGAUAAUAAAGUCUUCUCAGCAAUGAUUAGUCAUAUAUUGAGUGUGGAUGGAUUUUAUUUUUCUACAACAUAUGACUUGACACACACCUUGCAACGAUUGGCCAAUACCAGUCCAGAGUUUCAAGAAAUGAGUUUGCUAGAGAGGGCAGACCCACGGUUUGUAUGGAAUGGACACCUUCUUAGAGAACUUGCUGCUCAACCUGAGCUCCAUAGGUUUGCAGUUCCAGUUAUGCAUGGUUUUAUUAUUAUGCAUACUAGUUCCAUUAAUGAUAAAUAUUUCGACUGGAUUCUAAUUUCUCGAAGAAGCUGUUUCAGAGCUGGUGUACGCUACUAUGUGAGAGGUAUUGAUUCUGAAGGACAUGCAGCUAACUUCGUAGAAACGGAACAAAUUGUACAUUAUAAUGGAAACAAAGCUUCUUUUGUCCAGACACGAGGAUCAAUUCCCUUUUUCUGGUCACAGAGACCAAAUCUCAAAUAUAAGCCAAAGCCACAGAUCAGCAAAACAGUAAACCAUAUGGAUGGCUUCCAAAGACACUUUGAUUCACAGAUUAUUAGCUAUGGAAAACAAAUGAUUGUUAAUCUGGUUAACCAGAAAGGCUCAGAAAAGCCUCUGGAACAAACUUUUUCAAAAAUGGUAACUGGUUUAGGAAAUGGAAUGAUCAAGUAUAUAGCCUUUGAUUUUCAUAAAGAAUGCAGUCAUAUGAGAUGGGAUAGACUCCAAAUUUUACUGGAUCAACUUGCUGCACCUCAAGAUGAAUAUGGUUAUUUUCUAGUUGAUGCAGAAGGGAAGGUGGAUAUGCAACAAGAAGGAAUAUUCCGCAGCAACUGUAUGGAUUGCCUGGACAGGACAAAUGUGGUUCAGAGCCUUUUAGCACACCGUUCUCUACAAUUACAGCUGCAGAGAUUAGGUGUUUUGCAUGCUACCCAGAGACUUGAAGAACAAGCAGAAUUUGAGAAAAUUUAUAAAAAUGCAUGGGCUGAUAACGCAAAUGCUUGUGCCAAACAAUAUGCUGGAACGGGUGCCUUAAAGACAGACUAUACCAGAACUGGAAAGAGAACACAAUGGGGCCUAUUAAUGGAUGGUUGGAACUCACUAAUUCGUUACUAUAAAAACAACUUUUCUGAUGGAUUUAGACAGGAUGCUAUAGAUCUCUUUCUUGGAAAUUAUUCAGUGGAUGAAGUAGAUUCUCUCAGUCCUUUUCACGUACAGAAAGACUGGAAGUUUUUGGCUUUACCUAUUAUUAUGGUAGUUGCUUUCUCAAUGUGCAUUAUCUGUUUGCUUAUGGCAGGGGACACAUGGACAGAGACACUGGCCUACGUGAUGUUCUGGGGAAGUGCAAGUUUUGGAACUCUUGCUAUCAUCCUUUACAAUGGCAAAGAUUUUGUAGAUGCACCUAGGCUAGUCCAAAAGGAAAAAAUGGACUGAAUUUGUGUAUGUGGAAAGCAGCUUGGUAGAAAUGGCUCCUCAGUUCAUACGUGGAGUCUCUACUGAUCUACUUUCCACACCAACUUGUGAGGGUAGGGAUAGGUUUCAUUUUUAAAGGGUGAAAAGAUGAUUCCACUUGGGUUACUUGGUGGAAGGGACUAACCUUUUUGUUCUACAGUUACAAUGAUUUUUGGAGUAUUGCAUUUGUUAGAGAACUUGCACACACAAGAUGGAAGUGAAAGCCAGUAAUGCUAUGUCCUAACAUUGGGAGAACUGAAUUCCUAAAGAAUCUGUGACUAUUUUGUUCCAGCAGUAUAAUAUAUAAGAAGUCUUAGAUAGCUCCAUUGCAAAGGAGGAUUAUGAUCUGGUAUAUCAAGAGAUGUAUCUGUUGCUAGGUUAAACUAUGUAUCAUUUACCUUCUCUGAUACAUAGAAAAGCUUUGCUUAUUAACCAUAAAAUAAUUGCUGCUUUACUCAGUUUGUAAUAUUGCAAAUACAAGGUUUUUUUUUUUAUUAAGUCAGUCCAAGAGCAUCAGUUUUCUUAGAUUUCUAUAAAUACUUUUUUCUUUGAUAAAAAAGCCAGCUAUGGAUGAGAAUAAUGCAAUAUUCUGUUAAAACACUGAGAGGAUAGGAUGUACAACUGAUUUUCGUGGGAUAUGUCUUGUGCUGCUUUAAUAACUACUGUCCUUAGCUUUAUAUAACAAAUUUCCAUAUGAUUAAAAAAAAUCUUUUUUAAAAAAAAGAUGUAUCUGAAAUCAAAGAAUGUAAAAAUGGUUAAAUAUUCUCAUGCUAAGGUCCAAAGUAUUCAUUUCUUUCUGAAGAAUCUCAAAUGUUAGGUGGAUUUUUGAAAUUGGCAGUCCAGUUACUAUAUCUGCUAGCUUGGAUUUAAUAAGAA